Messenger RNA from Meloidogyne enterolobii, 636 nucleotides. The record is from the annotation of a GenBank genome assembly. NCBI's taxonomy places the organism in Eukaryota, Metazoa, Nematoda, Chromadorea, Rhabditida, Meloidogynidae.
AUGUCCAAGUUUGGAAUUUUUCUGUUCUCCAUUUUAAUUUUUUGGGAGAUAGUAGAAUGUAUGGAUAAUAAAGGAAAAGGUAAAGUUGGGGAAGAAUCUUCCGGACAAGAAGGGGGAGCAAGUAGUCAAGGUCGUAGAGGAGGAAGUCGAAGAAGUCAUGCACAUAUACCAACUCGUGAAAGUGAACCGACCCAAAACUGGAAUGAGGAACACGAAAUGGGACCAACAGAGGGCCAUGCCCCAAAUCUUGACGAUGAAAUUCAAAAUCAACAUGAACUUCUUAUGCAAGAACGGUUGAUGCAUUUGCAACAGCAUACUGAGAUGAUAAAUCAGCUCCAAAAUGCAACAGAACGGUUAAAUCUUCCUCAAGAGCUUCGCAGAAAUCUACGUAUUAAACCAGAAAAGUUAAUGCAAAAUAUGCAAAAGAAAAAUAAAAAAAUAGUUAAGCUCCAAAAUGAAAGGGAGAAAAGUUUAAAGAAAAAAGAAAAUGCUAUAUAUGAUCAAGGCAGGGAGAACUAUCUCGAUAAUUUUGAAUUUUCAAAAGAAAUGCGUCAGAUGGCAAAGGAAAACAAAAAAGAAAUGGAUGAAUUUUUGACGAAGAAGAUGGCUGAACUCCGAAAUUUUCCCGGUAAAUAA